Molecule: messenger RNA, 1275 nt
Organism: Purpureocillium lilacinum
Lineage: Eukaryota; Fungi; Ascomycota; Sordariomycetes; Hypocreales; Ophiocordycipitaceae
Source: RefSeq, a predicted model, not a curated record
AUGGUCACGAAGUCCACCUCUCCUAUGGCUUUCGGAAGGCAGUCUGCCGCCGACCUCGAGAGCUUGCCCGUCGAACUCAAUUUGCUUAUCCUUGAAAGUCUUCCUGACGUCAAGUCCCUGGCAAGUGUCGCCUAUGCGGUGCCGUCACUCUAUCGUACGUUGCUAGCCGACAAUUUGUCCAUCUCUACACGGAUCUUGCACAGGGAGCUGCCCGACUACUUGUGGACACACGCAACUGUCGCCCACCUUGCUCGACAGAGGGCCUCCACCGGCGGCGACUUUGACAGCUUAGAGACGAGCUCCGACAUAGACGCACUCGUCGACAGCUUCCGGGGCCUUCGAGACAAUGCGCCUGCCUACCGAGCCACCCAUGCCGAGGCCAUCGCCAUUCUGCGCACCUACGACAAGGUUGUUGCACUCCGAGACCUUUUCGCGCUUGAUUGCCCGUACGCCGGCAACCAGGAACUCAUUCCGCUGCGGGAUUCUCUUAGACGACAUCCCCUUGAGCCUUCGGAGCUGGAAAGGAUCGAGCGGGCCAUAUACAUGUUUGACAUCAUUUCGUCGUUCUGCAAAGAAAAGGUCUUCAUGAGCCCAGGAGACGCAGCGUAUGUAUCCAAGUGCUACGAAAAAGUGUCGGCACUCCAGAAGGCACUGGUGGAGCGACUGAUGGCACCGUGGGAGCUGUAUCAGGUCAUGCACAUGCAGGCGUACUUUCGCCGUGCUCUCUACGGGCUUGAUCGUGACGAGCACUUGAGCGAGCGAGUCGUGCCGGGUCUGCUGGUGGGCGGCAUCGACUUCGUCCACCACGCCCUUUGCGUUGUGGGGAAGGAGGGACUCCAUGAACUGAUGGUUCCCCUCGAGAAGAAGCUCUUGCGCGAGCCACAAAGUGUUUUUGGCGUCGUCGUCUCCCGCGGAAUCCACCAGACCUGGACCCGGAUGAACGCCAAGACGUUCGACCACUAUCGCCCCUUCUGCCACGACGGCGACCGGUUGGGCUACCAGUCCUGGAAGAACCUCGAGAACUUGUACCAGAGGUUUACCAUGGACAACGACCCAAACAUACUCGAUCUGUUCCACAAUUGGGUCGCGGCCAAGGAGGGACGAAUCGACCUUUUGGCGGCGAGCAUGUGGAACGAUGACCGCUGGGAUGACAUUGAACUGGCGGUACACCCGCCGCGGGCGGACUGGUGGAAGGGCGUCAAACAUCAUUGGAAUUCGAUGGCUGUGGGAUUCCAAGUGCUUGCCGAUCCGGGGAUACUGGCGGACAAGGAGUGA